Silurus meridionalis is the source of this 8007-nucleotide messenger RNA. It is a transcript of the gene cdk6, whose product is annotated as cyclin-dependent kinase 6. Lineage: Eukaryota; Metazoa; Chordata; Actinopteri; Siluriformes; Siluridae. The record is from RefSeq and is a predicted model, not a curated record. Gene Ontology annotation, biological process: G1/S transition of mitotic cell cycle; protein phosphorylation; regulation of G2/M transition of mitotic cell cycle. Gene Ontology annotation, molecular function: cyclin-dependent protein serine/threonine kinase activity; cyclin binding; ATP binding. The coding region runs from base 701 to 1672 and encodes 323 amino acids. Gene Ontology annotation, cellular component: nucleus; cytoplasm; cyclin-dependent protein kinase holoenzyme complex. The transcript is spliced from 8 exons.
GGUGAAGUAGCAGGGGAGGGCAGGCGGAGAAAAGGCGAGAGAGAAAGCGGCUGGUCUUUGUAGUCGGCCGAGGAAUGCGGAAACGUCCCUGCUCUGUGUCAAACUCCUCCUGAGGGGGUCGAGGCAACAUUCAUCCCAGCGUGGGAAAGCGACGGCAAGAGGGAGCUCAGAGAGCAGCUCGGCGCACCGCACUCUCCCCGCGUGGAUGGGAAAAACGCGUUGUGGGGGCAAAACAGACGGACAGACGGUGGAGCCUCGCCGGGUUGAGGAUAUAAGCAGCUCUUAUUGCGCGCUCGGGGAAAGAAAAGGAAUAAAAAAAAAAACAUUAAGUCGCAAGUAGCAGGUCGGUGUGUGCCGGAGUGGCGCAGGCGCUGGCGCACGGAGGAUGGGGGGUUAAAGCGCGACUACCUGUGUGGCCUCGCUAGGACACUCCGGGAUGUAGAAAGAGGGAGGGGGGAGAAUAAUAAAAAAAAAUCCCCUCUCUUGCUGUUUGCUUUUUUUUUCUAUUUUUAACAUAAACUGCAUUUACAUUUUGUUCAGGACUAAAAAAGGGGAAGCGGUGCUGUCUCUCCUGGGCAUGGCUUCGUGAAAGAGUCUCUCCGGGCACGUUGUCGGGAUUCCCCCCAUCGGGGUAGGGCUGCAUCCGAGCGAAAGAAAAAAAAAUAACAAUAAAAAGCCAAGUUGAUAAAGAAAAGAAAAAAUGGACAAAGAAGGUCUUAACCAGCAGUAUGAGCCCGUGGCUGAGAUCGGCGAGGGCGCAUACGGGAAGGUGUACAAGGCGCGCGACGUAAAGAACGGACGCUUCGUGGCUCUGAAACGGGUGCGCGUGCAGACCGAAGAGGAGGGCAUGCCCCUGUCGACCAUCCGCGAGGUGGCAGUACUGAGGCAACUCGAGUCUUUCGAGCACCCCAACGUGGUCAGGUUGUUUGACGUCUGUACAGUUUCAAGAACUGACCGGGAGACCAAACUGACUCUGGUCUUUGAGCAUGUGGACCAAGACUUGACCACAUACUUAGAAAAAGCGCCUGAUCCGGGAGUGCCACCGGAAACAAUAAAGGAUAUGAUGUACCAGUUGCUGCAGGGGUUGGACUUCCUUCAUUCACAUCGUGUGGUUCACCGAGACCUGAAACCUCAGAACAUUCUGGUCACCAGUGGCGGACAAAUCAAACUGGCAGACUUUGGCUUGGCGCGCAUAUACAGUUUUCAGAUGGCGCUUACUUCAGUGGUGGUUACUCUUUGGUACCGAGCUCCAGAGGUGCUCCUACAGUCGAGCUACGCGACCCCGGUGGAUCUGUGGAGCGUGGGGUGCAUCUUCGCAGAGAUGUUCAGGAGAAGACCACUUUUCCGUGGAAAUUCCGAUGUCGACCAAUUGGGCAAGAUUUUCGAUGUGAUUGGAGUCCCUCCUCCUGAAGAUUGGCCCCAGGAAGUGGGUUUACCUCAGAGUGCCUUUCCUCCUCGGUCGCCUCAGCCUAUAGAAGACCUGGUGCCUGAUAUGGAUGAGCAUGGAAAAUUACUUCUACUCAAAUUUCUGUCAUUUAACCCAGGCCGAAGGAUAUCGGCUUAUGAUGCCCUGUCACAUCCAUACUUUCAAAACCUGGACAGCACCAGCAAGAGUCUCUAUGCCCAACCCUUCCCGAGCAAAAAUCCCUCCCUGGAGGAGAGAGCUGCUUGAAAGACUUACGUUUUUAUAUAUAUAUAUAUAUAUAUAUAUAUAUAUAUAUAUAUAUAUAUAUAUAUAUAUAUAUAUACUUACAGGCACAAGUCCUUUUUGAACUUGUCUUCCAUCGCUGCAUUACAUGCUGCUUUUUGGCCUUGUUGAAGUAUUACCGCAACUUUUGGUUGAUGCAUUUUUCACUGCAGCAGGUAAUAUCCGAGUCACAACAAACCAGCAAACGAAAACAUCAAAAAGCUGCUUUCCUGCCUGCUUGUCUUCUUUAGCAGGAAGUCUCUCUACCCAGAGGAAACUCCACUGCCAGAAAUCUGAUAUAGAGGCUGCUACACCAUAUUGCCAGGGAUCACUUGAUGGACAUAAUAAAAAUACAACUGCUAGAAUUUACUGCCUCAAUCACACACUUCUCUAAACCAGCAAGCUCACUGCCUGUGACUGACUCAACCUUUCAUUUGGAUCAUAGAUAAUAACCCUUUAGUUUUUUCACUGCUAUAACGGGUCUGUUGAACAGAACCACAAGCGAUAGGAUGGAAUUGUACAACUACACUCGUGCUCACUCUCUAAAACUACCUGGAGUCCUGGGACAAAGCGUUUUAGGGUAAUUUAUCUGUCAGAAUAUCCCCAAAGGCUGGUCUUUGUGGACCUCGACAGCAUUGGAGACACAUUUCAGUUUAGUGCCUUACAAAGGAGGAUUAAGCAUAGAGCUAUGGUUUAAGCCUUUACCACUGUCGAGGCUUCAAUGAUGCUUUAUUAACCCUGACAUACACCCAACACUUCAGGCUGGUUUUCUGGACACAGACUAAAGUCUGGUUUAUGCUUUAUUAUAAAUAUCUGAGUAAAUUUGUGAAAACGAGGUAGUAAAGAGGAAGUCGUAGUGUACAUACAGUAGAUGAACGACAUAAAAGAUGAAACUGAAGCACACCAAGAUAUGUUAAAAAAAGGUUUUAUCUGUAAUAAAAUCUUCUAAAUGCAGAUAUCAUAGAAACCGUUCCACCCCAACCAACCAGCAAGAUGAAUUUAUGGUAAUAUGUUUACAGACAGUAAAGUGCUGCAUUAGUUUGUUUUUCUGUCACGCAGUUCUGGGGUCGAGGGGUUGGUACUGAGCUUAUACAUACAUACAUACAUAUAUACAUACAUACAUACAUACAUACUUACAUAUAUGUGUUGGUUUCCUGCUGGUACAAGAUUUUCAACAAACCUUUAGAAAAACAUACCAGUCAGAUAAUAAGGUGGUAGAAAUUUUUGGUCCUGUGUUCCCAGUGGAUCCCUAUACAAUGCUAAACAGAAUAAAGGGAUUGCUAUUUAUAUAUAUAUAUAUAUAUAUAUAUAUAUAUAUAUAUAUAUAUAUAUAGAGAGAGAGAGAGAGAGAGAGAGAGAGAGAGAGAGAGAGAGAAAAUAUACAUACACAAUACAUACACGCACAUACACAAAAGUCAAAAUGGGACUUUUCAUUUUACAAGUAUAAAAAUGGAUGCUAGCAUGGCGGUACUGAACACAGAAGUAAUUGGCAAGUGUGUCCUAUUAUUAAUAGGCAGUGCACAUGUCGAGGGCCAGUCCAGAGACGGUUAUCUACAAAAAACUUUAAGCAUAGUGCGGUGAUGAGACCCUCGGCUGCAGUAAGACAUUUGAAGGAAAGAUGGUUGUACGUCUGUCAGUGACGAGCGCGGUUGUGAUGGAUCCCAGCCCACAGCAGUCAUUCCUGUGAACAUUCAGCUCGUAAAACUCCUGGUCCUGGAUAAUGAACACAUAAUCUGUAAACGGCUUUAGGAUGGUUCAGGCGUACUGACAAAUCUUUCGAUGCUGAAUCUUUCCAGACUUUGGUUAAACUCUGGGAUAAGUAAAUAAAUGUAUACUGUAUAUAGGGAAGUAUGUUAAAAAAAAAAUAAAUAUAGUUUCCACUUUUUGAAAUUUGUUCUUUUAUUUUAUAAAAUCAAAAGUCCCGGCUUGACUUGAACGCCACUCGUGUGUGUGUGUAUGUAUGUGUGUGUGUGUGUGUGUGUGUGUGUGUGUGUGUGUGUGUGUAUAUAUAUAUAUAUAUAUAUAUAUAUAUAUAUAUAUAUAUAUAUAUAUAUAUAUAUAUAUACAUAUAAUAUAUUCACAAGCUCUUUAGCUUUUGACAUGCUCCCAUGCUACUGGGAAACUUUAUUAACAAAUACAGCCCAACAUUGUUUCUCGACCACCUUAUGACCCAACUGUCUUUGGAAAUCUUGUCAGAGAAUCAAAGAUGCCACCAGUUCCCACGGCUUUCCUACUGCUAGCCUAUUGAAGCACAACUGGGUGGCCCAUUUAGACAUUGAGUUUCAAAGAGUAAUUAUUCGAAAUUGUGUUGAACUCCUCCCUCUGCUCUGAACUGCUUUUUUGACCUCUAGAAAGAAGCAUAAACCAGUCUUGACCGGUGUAAUUUAGUGUCUGGAAAACUGGCCUUUAGACUUCAAAUAGUAUCGCGACACAUAGUAUCUACACCAAUAGAUCUUUCCACACUGUUCAGUUUAUUUCUGAAAUCUCAGUGUUGAUUGUUGAUGACGUAUUGUCUUAAUUUUAGUUGACUUGAAGGUGUAGAGACAUGUAUGUAUGUAUGUAUGUAUGAAUGUAUGUAUGAAUUUUUUUUUAUAUUAUAUAGUAUGUACACACCCAGUUGUGUAAAUGGAGUAGUAACUUGUUAUAUAGCUGGAGGUCUGGAAAUGCAUUUUACAGUUGAAAGGAUUUGCAACAAGCGCAAGUAGAUUCGUCAAAGGCAGGUGGUUCGAGAAAUAGUCGUAGUCAAGUAAUGCUUGAGAAAGUAGAACAUGUUUAGUUUUUGAGACAGCGAAUGUGGUGUGAAAACGAGUGUUUUGCAGAGGUCGAGGCAAGAUUUAUGUAAUAACUGUGUGUUUUCAGUAUAUUCAGAAUUUUAGUACGUUCAGUUCGAACUUCCAUUUGAUCCUUCGAUUUUCCAUUUCACUCUGGUUUGAUGAUGAUAGAAGGGAGGAGGGAAAAGAAGAAGGAGGAAAUGCUGCUUUAGGUAAUGUAGGAUGUGGGCCCAGGAGCUUUGGUCCAAGAUGAGGCUGAAGAGAAAAAGAACAACGCCCAAAUGUCGUGUCGUAGGCCUUAAUCUACAGGUUCAUCCAGAUAAGCACUGGUGCUUCCUUCAUACACUCAGGAUCUCAGUAUAUUCAUUGGUUCAUACUUAUCAGAUAGCUCUGAUUUUACAGCUGAUUUGUAAUGGAUGUUUGUUUUCCUUUUCUUUUCUUUUCUUUUCAUAGCAAAUAAUUAUAUCUGAUAAAUAUCAGAUAUUAACUCACUCUACCACACACACACUCAGGUCUAUUUAUGGUCGUAUGCAUCGAGUCAACAGAUUUCAUGUCUGUUUCAGUUGAAGUUCAUUGUUUAGCAUUUAGGCUGUAGUAGAUUAGGUCUGCAGACUGCAUAGAAUAAUAAAUAAUGCUUUCAAACUAUGGCUAUUUACACACAUUGUUCAUCGAAUUACUGGUAUCAACAUUUAACACUGUUACAGUUUGGACAUUUUUCUUUAUGGAGAACUGGACUUGUGUUUUAAUCUUGGAGGAGUUUCAUCACUCAUCAGUGGAAACGACUUAAUAAACGCCAUCCAGUUUGGAGAGGAAAUCCAAGAAUUCUAUGUUAAACAAUCGAAUCAAUCAUGACGUGACAUAUUUCCAAGUGUUACUCCAAUGUCAUGACUUCCAGGUGUAAGAGAGGGAAUUUCUAGAUGAGCCGAUGAAGUCUUCAUGAUUAGAACACAAGUCUAUUGAGGAAUAGAAGUUAUUCUAGAUAUGUACAUGUGUGGUGGUUUGGGGGGGAAAACAUAGGCUAAAUAUCUAUAUUUCAUGAAGACCAAUGUUUUCAUGUUCUUUCAUUUAAGGAGCCAGCUUACCAUAUACAUCUGCUGAAAGAUUUUCUCAGGCAGUGAACAUCAUGAUGAAUUCAUCAAAUCCUGAUUGUGAAAAUCUCCACCGCUACAGCGAAAUCGUACUGACAAGGAUUUUCCCAAAUCGCCACACAUGGAUUUAUAACAAACCAUGCGCUAGUUUUGUCUUUUUUGGUUGCUGUUGCCGGACACUGCUAACAUUCCUUCCAUUUUUGUUUUAUAUGUUGUUCAAAACCUCUUCUUCACUUCCAGGCAGUUCCUCAAUAUGACUGUUUGCACAGGGACAGCAUGUUCUUUUUCUCUCCCCAAAGAAUGAGAAGGAUUGAAAAUUGAUAAUUUUUCAUUAAAAUAUUAGUGGGUAUUAGAUGUCAUACAGAAAUGUACACAAGAAAGUACUCGAUUUAUUCGUUCGCUCUAAUUUAAGCCUUUUCUGUCACAAAGGCUUGGAAUUAAAGCCGAGAUUAAAGCUUUGGAAUGUAGACUUUUAAAGAUCGUAAGAACAUUUUUGAAUGUUGGCCUGAAAUAUUUGACACAAACAGCACCUUGAAAAAUCAACCUAUUUUUGUGUGAAAUGCGAUUCCUUCAUAUUCCCAAUAGCAAUUACGAGUACACAAGUGUGACGGGAACAAUAUAUUCGACUAUUUCUGUUUGUUCGUACUCGUUGGCUUUAAUUGGAAAUCGAAAUGUAAUCAGUUGAAUUUUAUUUAAUCAGUUAUCAAUUUUUUUUUUAUUGUAUUUGCUGGAUUGUGGUACUUUGCAUUUGUUUCGAUUUCUUCUCUUCCUUAUAUUUUGCCUCCACUCUAUUUUUUAUAUAUUUUUUUUAUUUAUUGGCAUUUUAAUAGAAAUACAUUGAAAAGACUGUCGUGUUAGAAUCCUCUUUAUUCUAGCUGGUGGUGUAUUGAUGGUGCUAUGAUAUUAGAAUUCUUUUUAAACUUGAAGUAGAAUCAGUAUCAGCAUCAGUAUCGGACAGGAUCGUUUUAAUAGAACAGCAAACGUGAACAAACAACAUUUCAAUAUUUCUUUUCUUGUUGUUGUUGUUCUUCUUUUUCAUUUUCAGCAGACGUUUCCCCUAGAAAACAUUGAACUAUGACCUACAUUAGACUUGAAUGACUUUUAUAAGCAAUGCUAAUACUGCUGAUUCCACAUCAUUUGCCUUACGUGCUUCACAUAACCAAGAAAAAGUCACUGAACAGAUCGAAUCUGUACUUUUACUUCUACUGAGCGUCCCAAAUUACUGUGUCCUUUUGGUACAACUACCUUUAAAAGCUGUAUCCAGUACUAUUAUGAACGAUUAUUUGCUCUUUUAUUUUGAUUUUUUUUUUUUUGUCUUUUUGAUUUUAGUGUCCAACACACAUAUGGGCUUCAUUGUACUUUUGUAUUUCACUGGAAAAUUUAAAAGUAUUUCAAGUUGUUUUGUAAGGUAUUUUAUGGUUUUUUUUAGAGUUUCCAUGUCUAACAUAAAAUAGGCUGUUUUUUGUUGCCUUGUUGCAUUUAUAUUAUACUUUGUGGCUCCAGGUAAACAUCGAUCAUUUUGAUAGUUACUGAUUUGUUGCUUUCUGCAUAGUAGCGUUUUAACCAUACACAGUAACCAGAAGUAGGUUUUGUUUACGUGUUUUUUGGUAGGUGUCAGGUUGUUUGUUCUGAAAGCUGGUGUGUGGAUUUCUGAUCUACAUUGUUUGUUUCAGCAACUGUGGUUGACAUUUACCAGUUCCUGAAAUGGUACUCAUAACACAUGAGGUUUCUAACACAUGCAUUAGAAACAUUAAAAUGUUUUAUAUUUACUUUUCUCUUCUUUUUUCUUUUUUUUUUUUUUUUUUUUGCAAUGGAUCCUCACCAUUUUACUGUCAUAUUCGUACUUUUAAGUUCAAGAAACUAAGGAAUUUUGCAGCUUUGCAUGAGCUCUACUAUGAUGAGUGAAGAUGAACAACAGCAACCACCAAAACAAACACAAGUACAGCAGGUUUCUAUAAUCAGUACCUUCUGUAAUCCAAUAGUAUACAGCAUAAACAUGCCCCUCUCAGUGAAGGGAGUUAUCAUGUUAUCAUUUGGGGUUUUUGUUUCUUUUUGACAUCGAAUCGGAUUCACAAAAGAAUAACUGAAUUCCAUUUCCAGCUUCAGUUUUAAAUAUCCGAAAUUUUGGUGAAACCAAUUUAUAUUGAGUGUUUUUUGGGUACUGCUAAUGGCCCCACAUUUUUAUCCCCUAGCAAACAACACACACACACACACACACACACACACACACACACACACACACACACACACUUGGUUUGCAUUAAUUAUUUAUGGGUAAAAUUUUGUAUUUGUUUUAUUGUUUGUUUGUUCGUUUGCUGCUAAUUUCUCACGGCUUGGCUCAAAUAUAUGAUGAAAGAAAAAGACCCACCCAAAAUUUGAGGCCAUUGAUGAAUAAAAGCUGCUUGUGCUCAUGUGUUGCAUGUGUUCAGUUUUCUUUUUAAAUAAAUAUUUUAAAACCGUU